Messenger RNA from Cyprinus carpio (common carp), 1340 nucleotides. RefSeq names its product membrane-spanning 4-domains subfamily A member 4A-like. Bases 80 to 757 code for a protein of 225 amino acids. Gene Ontology annotation, cellular component: membrane. The transcript is spliced from 7 exons. The record is from RefSeq and is a predicted model, not a curated record. NCBI's taxonomy places the organism in Eukaryota, Metazoa, Chordata, Actinopteri, Cypriniformes, Cyprinidae.
CUCCAGUGGUUUGAGUCUUACCUAUCAGAUAGGUCCUUCAAAGUAUCUUGGAGAGGGGAAAUCAAAAACAUUUCCAAGAAUGGAGAGCAGCAAGGUCAUCUCAACUGACAAAGCUACAGUUAUCAUCCAAGUAAAUUCACAGGUGGCAAAAGAUACUCUUAUUUGUGAUGGACAGCAGGCCAGAGUAGCAUAUCACAAUACUGCACUUAAAGGAUUUCUCAAAGCACAACCAAAAGCAUUGGGGGCUGUCCAGAUAAUGACUGGAGUGACGGUUUUCUUAUUUGGUAUCAUACGCACCACUGAUGUCUACAAUUUCCCUGCUGUUGCUUUGUUUAGUGGCAUCACCUACUGGGGAUCCCUCGUUAACAUCAGUGCUGGCUCUCUGACUGUUGCUGCUCAGAAUAAACUUCAUUCGUGUGUGGUGAAAGCUUCUCUUGUAAUGAAUGUGCUCAGUUCCAUAACUGCUGGACUUGCCAUUCUUCUGAUAGGCAUGGAGUUAGGCCUUGGCUCAGAGACCAGCAAGUAUCGAAGUUGCUUCUAUGGCUAUGUUCGUACUGAAGACCAAAUGUGUUCAUUUUUUGAGAGAUAUGAUCUGGGAAUCCUUGGAAUAUUGCUGGUGUUCUCCAUCCUUCAGUUCAUCAUCUCCAUCUUUAUCUCAGCAUUUGCCUGCAAAGCCACCAGCAACACGGACACAGCAAUACUCAAUGUGGCACUGAUUGGGGAUACUGAGUCACAGUAUGGAGAUCCAACCAUCUAAAGUUUGCAAGUAAUUAAUGUCAUAUUGUUGCUUCUAAUGACUCAAGCUAUUUUUAGUGUUACAGUAACUGAACAGGAAUAAAAAUCAUGUACGUAUCUAUAACAGAGCAAGAAUAUUUGUGUAUAUUUUAUAAUUAGCCUAUUGUAAAAUGGACCUGCAGAGUUUAGACCUAAGCUUGAUCAAACACACAUGAACAAGCUAAUCAAGGUCUUUGGGAUUCCUAGAAAAUUACAGGCAGCUCAAUUACAAUUGAUCAAGGUUGGAGCUAACCAUGCAGGACCAUAGAUCUUGAGGGCCUGAGUUGAGAAACCAUGUACUAUAUAUUGUCAACUACAUGUUAACACAAUUUUUAAAGAAAGACUUAAUUUGACUGAUAUAUUUGUCAGUGGAUCUCUACAAAUAUCCUCAAUCCUAUAAUGUUUCAAUGUAUUAGUUGAAACAUUGAUAAAAAUGGCUCUCACAAGACACAGAAAAACAAACACAAUGUAUUUUUAUUCUAGUAAUGUAUAGUACAGUGUUCUGAAAUAAACAGAAAUAUUCUGCAUUAAUAAACAGACUUUUUUUCUUUUUUCUUUUUUUAAAU